GCCAAGCGCACCAAGAAGGUGGGGAUUGUUGGUAAAUAUGGCACGCGUUACGGCGCGUCGCUGAGGAAGAUGGUGAAGAAAAUUGAAAUCUCUCAGCAUGCUAAAUACACCUGCUCCUUCUGUGGCAAGACAAAAAUGAAGAGGAGAGCUGUCGGCAUCUGGCACUGUGGAUCCUGCAUGAAGACAGUGGCUGGUGGUGCCUGGACGUACAACACAACGUCCGCUGUCACAGUCAAGUCUGCGAUCAGGAGGCUGAAGGAGUUGAAGGACCAGUAAACCCGUACGCAGCCAUCACUGGUGGAUUUAGGACUUUUUCUAUAAUUUAACCAAGCUGGACAUGGCCUCAYCAUUCAGAAAUAAAGCUGUCUUGAGCGGA
Molecule: messenger RNA, 376 nt
Organism: Austrofundulus limnaeus
Lineage: Eukaryota; Metazoa; Chordata; Actinopteri; Cyprinodontiformes; Rivulidae
Gene: rpl37a
Product: ribosomal protein L37a
Biological process (GO): translation
Cellular component (GO): cytosolic large ribosomal subunit; ribosome
Molecular function (GO): structural constituent of ribosome; large ribosomal subunit rRNA binding
Source: RefSeq, a predicted model, not a curated record